UCAUGGACUCCUACGUGGUGAGCUGUAAAUAUGCUGAGCCGCAGUUCCCGCCUUGUGAAGAAGAUUACAGUAAUUUUAGUGACCAAGGGGGGUUUUACAACAACCCUCAGGACAGUGGUAGUUAUGGAGGGGGUUAUCAGUCCAUGCAGCCCCCUCCGCCUCCAUACACACCACAACAAACCGCCUUUCGUUCUUCGCAGGGGCACAAUCGGGAGGAUGGAGAGGACCAGCCGCAGCACCAAGGUGCGCCCUUCCGCGGAUACAGAGCGACAGAUGCUGCCGCGAAGGAGUCGAGGUUCUCCGUAGGAGACCUGCAGUGCCAGGCCUGGAUGACCUGUGCAAAGCCCGCUCAGGUGCAGAGGAAAACGGCCUGCCAGGGAAAAGACAAGGCGCCUAUUGUUGUCUACCCGUGGAUGAAGAAAGUGCACAUCGCUCAUGUUAAUCCGAACCACGUGGGCCCGGAGCCAAAGCGACUACGGACGGCCUACACGCGCCAGCAGGUUCUGGAGCUCGAGAAGGAGUUCCACUUUAGUCGCUACCUCACGCGCCGCCGCCGUGUCGAGGUGGCCCACACGCUCUUCCUGUCCGAGCGGCAGGUGAAGGUGUGGUUCCAGAACCGGCGCAUGCGCUGGAAGAAAGACAACAAGUUGCCGAACACCAAAGGAAGGAGCAAAAACAAGAAGGCAACGGACAACAAUAACAACAGCAGCGGCAGCGAUAGUAACGUGAAGGCGGUGAUAACAGUCUGAACACAGAAGCCACGCGAGCUCCUUCACGCUCCAACACUCAUGAUGCUAAAUUGCUCCAUGGUGACGGAAGCAAUUCUAAACAGCUUUAAAAGUACAGGCCAUCCAUCGAUUGGUCUUUAUAGGGCUUUACAAAUUCGCUUAUGUAUUUUGCCUUAUAUUUUAACUUUUGCUUUUAAGUGUUUAUACAUAUGUCUGUUGUGUAGAGGUUGCAUCCAAUUUUAGUCUGAUAUUUAAUUCAUUUGUGGAUGUUUUAAGUCUUAAAUUUAGUGAAACUUCAAGGUUUGACAUCUCUGGUGAAAUUAGGGACUUUUAGACAUCCGAUAUUUAGGUCGCACGGUGCCUGGUUGGAAAGAAUUGUGUCUUUUGGAGAAAACAGGGUUUUAUUUCUACAGGGUAAACAUAAUACAGGGUUUUAUAAUAGCUACCUAAAAAAUAGCCUAACUUAUGAAUAUGCACAUUACCAAAAUGUUGUUCCCACAAACUGGCGCUUAAAGGGGCAAACAGAAUACACAGAAGACCAGACACGCCACAUUGCUUGGCGGCUGACUUGCAGAAAAGUUGGUCAAAUAAUGUUUUAGCUUUUAUUUUGUACAUAGAAAAGCACCCAAAAACAAUGCAUAUGUUGUAGGAUAAACAGCCAUAUCGUGAAGAUUGUCUCCAGAAGGUGAAGACACGUUUUAAUUUAGAGGGAAGUGAUUUGUAGGUCUACGCACAGCAACAUAAAGAAGGAAAUUGGAGGUUUUUAAUGCACGACGCCGACUGUAACUCCAACGUAUUUUCUCAGGGUUACAGGGUUUUAACAAACAUAACUUUCUGAAACUUUUGUUGUUUGAUUUAGCACCUAGAGCUUUAAAAUAAUCCUCUCUUAAAAUGUUGUAUUUUCAAAGAAUAUGUUCUCGCUUUGGUUCCAGUUUAAUAUGCUAUUGACUUCUAUUAGCCUACGCCAGUACUUAUUUUUAUUUGUAUUAUUUAGAAGCAUAUUUUAUUCUUAGCAAGCAUCUCUGUCCUAUUUUGUAUGUUGUUCAUCUUUGGGAGAAAAAGAAAGAAGAGAAACUGUCCGUGUAAGAAUUUUAUAUGUGGAAAUGUUUUGAUAAAAUACUUAGAUGAUAACAAAUAAAAAAAAGCGU
Molecule: messenger RNA, 1876 nt
Organism: Cottoperca gobio
Lineage: Eukaryota; Metazoa; Chordata; Actinopteri; Perciformes; Bovichtidae
Product: homeobox protein Hox-D4b-like
Exons: 2
Coding region: 3-749 (248 amino acids)
Biological process (GO): positive regulation of transcription by RNA polymerase II; embryonic skeletal system morphogenesis; anterior/posterior pattern specification
Cellular component (GO): nucleus; nucleoplasm
Molecular function (GO): DNA-binding transcription factor activity, RNA polymerase II-specific; RNA polymerase II cis-regulatory region sequence-specific DNA binding
Source: RefSeq, a predicted model, not a curated record